Molecule: messenger RNA, 1922 nt
Organism: Zea mays
Lineage: Eukaryota; Viridiplantae; Streptophyta; Magnoliopsida; Poales; Poaceae
Exons: 8
Coding region: 808-1662 (284 amino acids)
Biological process (GO): protein dephosphorylation
Molecular function (GO): protein serine/threonine phosphatase activity; cation binding
Source: RefSeq, a predicted model, not a curated record
UUUUUGAAAAUUUUGAAGUUAAGUUCUUCCAAACAUGGUCUAAACUAGUCCUAAUUUCUCUCUUAAUCCACCCCAACCCCCUCAUAAUACCUGGUCACCAAAACAGUUCUAAGCAUGGUCUCUUAAAAUCCCUCAAUCUACCCGAAUAAGCCGUCAAGGUAUUGUGGCUCGUGAGAGGCUGACUGUGCUCUUCAUAAUUGAAGAUUUGAAUCUGAACCGCUGACACGUUUGAGCCAGCUCCGCGAGCCCGGCGCGGCGGCGCCCGUAAAAAAUCCCGGUGGACGGCGGCGACACGGAACGGGAACCAGUUGGGCGAGCUAGCAUGGAGGUGGAGCCGAAUCCAGCUGCGACACGCGAGGACCCACAUCCCUUCGUCCUCGAUGUUCUCGAAGGAUCAUGCCGAUGCCGCAGGGCGCGGGCAGAAGGCCAAGGCACACGGCGGAAGCGGAAGCGGAAGCGGAAGCGGAAGCGGGAGCCGGAAGCCGCGAAAAGCCAUGUGUCGCUCACGUGAAAAGAGCACCUCGGCUUCGCCUGCUUUCGCAGCUCGCACGGCACCUUCUCCAAAAGCGAGAAGCAGGAACUCGGCAAACUUCGAGGGGGCAAAGCGCAAAAAGCGCAGAACGCCAGAGGUUUUCUCCGCAGUCUAGAAAAUGUGCCAAACCCGUCGCUUCGUCUUCCUCUCCUUCCGGCUUCCGGCCCCGCUCCUCCCCAAAAUCCCCCAAAACCUGACGAGCUGGAGGGCCGAUCCGCGGCUCCCCGCCGCCUGAUCCGAGCAGUCUACUCGGCCCAGCCGGGGAUCCAAGCGGGAUGGGGUACUUGAGCUCCGUGAUCGGCCACCCCACCGAUGGAUCCUCCGUCAGCGGCGGCGGCCUCAGCCAGAAUGGUAGAUUUAGCUAUGGCUAUGCAAGCUCCCCUGGUAAAAGGGCAUCCAUGGAAGACUUCUAUGAGACAAAAAUUGAUUGUGUUGAUGGUCAGAUAGUUGGUCUUUUUGGAGUUUUUGAUGGUCAUGGUGGUGCUAAGGUAGCAGAGUAUGUUAAAGAAAACCUGUUCAACAAUCUUGUUAGUCAUCCAAAGUUCAUCAGUGAUACUAAAGUCGCUAUAGAUGAUGCUUAUAAAAGCACCGACAGUGAAUUCUUAGAAUCUGACAGUAGUCAAAAUCAAUGCGGGUCAACUGCAUCAACUGCUGUACUUGUUGGUGAUCGUCUCUUCGUCGCAAAUGUUGGUGACUCUAGGGCUAUCAUAUGCAGGGAAGGAAAUGCUAUUGCUGUUUCAAAGGAUCACAAGCCUGAUCAAACUGAUGAGCGGCAGCGUAUUGAAGAUGCUGGAGGUUUUGUGAUGUGGGCAGGAACAUGGCGCGUUGGUGGUGUACUUGCUGUUUCGCGUGCUUUUGGUGACAAACUCUUAAAGCAAUAUGUGGUUGUGGAUCCGGAGAUCCGAGAGGAAGUUGUUGAUGACACACUCGAGUUUCUUAUCCUUGCAAGUGAUGGGCUGUGGGAUGUGGUCUCUAACGAGGAAGCUGUUGCGAUGACUAGAUCCAUUAAGGACCCAGAAGAGGCUGCAAAGAUGCUCUUGCAAGAGGCGUACAAGAGGGAGAGCAGUGACAACAUAACUUGCGUCGUCGUGCACUUCUUGCAUGGGCAAGGUAGCAGCGGAUACGCUUAAAGCGUAGCAGUAAAAUUAUUUUACGCAGUGGUGUGCUCUGAUGUACAUGCGUCGAUUGAUUUCCCGAUGUUAAAUGGAGAAACGUAACUACGUAAGGUAGGAAACGUGUAUUAUGAUGGGUUGAACUGGGAAAUGCGUGUACCCUAUACUAUAUAUAUAUACUGUAGUGUGGUCGCGGACGAUGUUUGGGUCUGAAGAUAGUGUUGUAUUGUUGUGGGAAAAAAGAUAAUUGCGCUUUAGGUUUUGUUUGUUUCGGAUUA